Molecule: messenger RNA, 1139 nt
Organism: Apis laboriosa (Himalayan honeybee)
Lineage: Eukaryota; Metazoa; Arthropoda; Insecta; Hymenoptera; Apidae
Gene: geminin
Product: geminin
Exons: 5
Coding region: 236-760 (174 amino acids)
Biological process (GO): negative regulation of DNA replication; negative regulation of cell cycle
Cellular component (GO): nucleus
Source: RefSeq, a predicted model, not a curated record
ACAUUUUUGAGACAGAAGUAAUGCUUUAAAGCGGGAAAAUAGUACAUUAUAUAUAUAUUGAAGUUUAUUGUACAGUUGUAAACGCAGGAUGAAGGUUAUUUUUUAUUUGAACUAUAUCUAUUUUAAAAAUUAUAAUCUGAAAAUAUAAGUAUCAUUUUAAUAUUUUGUACAUACGUUCAGCGUUACAAUAAUAACUGAAUUAUUUUAUUGACUCGCGUUUUUAAAGGCUAUUAUCAUGAAACCUGGUACAAAGGUUUCUGCCGCCAAAACUGUUACUCCUGAGGAUAAGGUCAGAAAGUCUUUGCACGUUUUGCAGCCAGCAGCAACUGAUAAAGAAAAUUUAGUUGGUGGUGGAAGGAGGAUGCUUAGAUCUGCUCUUCCAGCAAAGGAAACAAUAAAAAAUGAAGUGAAAGAAAAACCAAAAAUUGAUGAAAAGCCAAAACGUAAAAAAAUAGUUUUAAAAGAUAAAGCUGUACAAACUGCAAGAGGAGGAAAAAUAAAAAUUGAAGUUGAAGAUUUAACAUCUGAAGCUGGUCCUAGUGAAAAUUAUUGGGAAGUAUUAGCUGAAAGACGACGGAUAGCGCUUGAAGAUGCUUUAGAAGAUAACAAAGAAUUGACUGAACGUGUUGAAACAUUAGAAGAAGAAAAUCGUAUUUAUAAAGAAAUGUUAGAUGAAUCUAGAGCACUGGUUGAAGUUUUACAGGAAAUGAUUGGAGAAGAUAGAAAUGAUAUAAAUAAUUCCCUAGAAGAUACGAUUUAAUUUAAUAUUAUGCAAUCAAAUACUAAUUAGUGCCUUAACAUCUUGAUUCUUUAAAUAUUAAAUGUUUUUUGAUUUGAGGCCAAAUAUAAUGGAUAAUAUAUAGAUUUAUUAAUAAUAAAUAUUAAUAGAUUGCAUAAUCUGAAUUAAAAUUCAAAUAAAGCUUUUAUAAGCUAGAAAUGUAAGAUUUUUUUUUAUAUAGUUAUUUCUUUUUAAUUGUUCAUGAUUAUUUGUAUGUAUGUACUGAAUUAAUUAAGACUAUGACUGCGAAUAUAGUUGUAUUUACUCAGAAUAGUAUCUAAUAUAAUAUAAAUAUAUUUUUGAUUAUAAUUAAUAAACUGGUUUUUUAAUAUUCUUUAUUUUUUUUUGUACCUUCUAAUUA